AGCACCUCUCGUGUCGCCAUGGCUCAGUACGCCCGGCUUCUCACGCGCGUAGCACUCGCAUCCCUUGGUGUUGGAGGUGCAUUCGCCGGCGUUGAACAGUGCCUGUACACUGUCGAUGCUGGUCACCGUGCGGUGCUGUUCAACCGGUGGUCUGGUAUUCAGAAGGAUGUUGUGGGCGAGGGAACGCAUUUGCUGAUUCCGUUUGUGCAGACACCGAUCAUCUUCUCGGUCCGGACCGAGCCCUUUGUGGUGGCCUCGCAGACUGGGUCGGCCGAUCUCCAGCAGGUCACCGUCGCGCUGCGUAUCCUCCAGCGGCCGCAGGUCGAGGCACUCCCGGUCAUCUACGGUACCUUUGGUGAGGACUUUAAGUCGCGCAUUCUGCCGUCGAUUGUGCCCGAGGUUCUCAAGGCCGUUGUCGCCCGGUUCAACGCCCAUGAGCUCAUCACCCAGCGUGAGGCCGUCUCGCGGCUCAUUCGCGAGCAGCUCACCCGCGACGCUGCCCGCUACCACAUUGUCCUCGACGACAUCGCCAUCACCGAGCUCCGCUUCGGCCGCGACUUUACGGUCGCCGUCGAGCGCAAGCAGGUCGCUCAGCAGGAGGCCGAGCGCCAGAAGUGGGUCGUUCAGCGUGACGAGUAUGAGCGCCAGGCUUCGGUCAUCCGCGCCCAGGGUGAGUCGGCCGCCGCCAAGCUCCUCUCGGAUGCUUACAAGCAGGCCGGUCUUGCCCAUCUCGAGCUCCGCCGCAUCGAGACCGCCCGCCACAUCGCAGAAACCCUCGCGCGCUCGCGCAACAUUGCGUACCUGCCGUCGUCCGGCAACAUCCUCCUCAACCUCGGCUCGUCGUAA
Messenger RNA from Thecamonas trahens ATCC 50062, 846 nucleotides. Its product is annotated as prohibitin protein Wph. NCBI's taxonomy places the organism in Eukaryota, Apusomonadida, Apusomonadidae. Gene Ontology annotation, biological process: mitochondrion organization. Gene Ontology annotation, cellular component: membrane; mitochondrion. The coding region runs from base 19 to 846 and encodes 275 amino acids. The transcript has 2 exons. The record is from RefSeq and is a predicted model, not a curated record.